Molecule: messenger RNA, 1935 nt
Organism: Peniophora sp. CBMAI 1063
Lineage: Eukaryota; Fungi; Basidiomycota; Agaricomycetes; Russulales; Peniophoraceae
Source: the annotation of a GenBank genome assembly
AUGCCUCACGCGUAUGGCGCCUUAUCGGCCGUCCCUCGGCCGGACCCUCUGAUAUCAGCCUAUGAGGCUCGAAUGGCUUCCUUGACGCAAGAGAUCGAAAAACAUACCGGCAGUGUCGCUGGUAUAUUCGACCGCACUGAGUCCAUACUCGAGCUCCUCCUGCGCGACAUCCGCUCCAAGAGAAACGCGACCCUGCCAUACAUCUCUCGAUUACCACCCGAACUCAUGUCCAUCAUAUUCACCAUCAUAGCCGCUGAAAACCCCCCUCAUCAACCAGCCGAUAGUGACGCAAGAGACACUUUCCGCAAUAGGAUGAUGCCCGCCCAAAGAGACGAUAGCUCGUGGGAUCAGGCUAUCUUGGCUGAAGCCUUCGAACCCGGGUCACUUGGAUGGAUAAAACUCGCCCAUGUAUGCCAGAGCUGGCGGAACAUGAUACACGGGAUGGCGUCUCUAUGGGCAGGAGUUCUGGGAAGGCUUCCUAUGGCCGAUGAGGAGGCGCUGGAGCGCGCCGGCGAUCGUGCAUCGCUAUCACUCACUACCGUCGACGCACCUUUCUGUCUCGAGACACCGCGCAUCCUGCGUACUUUGGCUACUGGAUACAAAUAUGAGCGGUUGCGCUCUUUGCGAUUGAUACAGAUAUCAGGGAUCCUGGUAUCAGGAGAGCCAGAACUUAUCCGGGUACCGAGUGCAUCCCGUACGCUCAAUUGGACAACCCUGGAGAUCCUGGAAGUGCUCUACUUCCAGCAGUUAGGGGGCUCCCGUGACUUCACACCACUCGAACCCAUUCUCGCACCUUCGCUGCGUAUCGCGCGCUUUAUAGGUUACGUCCUUCCCUUCCGGUCGAUAUCUCUUGUAGAGCUAUCGAUCAAACGCGGCAAUGGUCUGCCUCUCAUGAUCACAGCAGAGGCGCUUUUCGAGAUACUCCAGGCAGCAUCCAGUACUCUAGAGGUUCUCGAGAUCCACAACGCGCUGUCUUACAACUUUCAUGAAGAAGCGCACGCUGUCGUUGAACCGGUGAACUUACCACAAUUGAAGAUCUUGCGUUUUAUGGACAUUCAAGAGCGGUGCCAUAUCAUAUUCCUUGGCCUACUGAUACUUCCUCCGACUAUCCAUCUCGAUUCGGACGUACUCAUAGGCAUGGGCGACGAAACCAUUCGCAUGUCGUCGGAAGAGGUGUUGAAGCCUCUUAUAAGUGCCAUCUCCGCCUCCGGACAUACGAACGAGUGCAGCUAUCUAGUCAUUUCUCCUGACAGCUACCCCGAAGCGAUAUGCUUCGGCAUCUACCCCACGAUCCUCGAUGUACACUCAGAGUCGACCAACAGCGACCCUUUUCGGGUCAGAACAGAGGCCAAGCUCAAGCUUCGUAUCGCCAAUGAAUCCUCAUACAUGGGUAGCCUUGCCAUGACAUUCGCCGAGACGGCGCGCUGGCUCGUGCCCACUCGUUUUGUCGCGCUGUCCUUCAGCACCUUUGAUAACUGGUCUCACAAUGAUAUAUCGGAAGCCAUGUCACAGUUUACGAGCCUCCGCAUGCUGCAAGUCUUCGAUCCCUUGCAGUACUGUAACCCUUCGCGAUAUCCGAACCCAGGCGCAUUCCCAUUCCUCAGCGCGCAGCUCUCUUCGCCCUCCCUCCAGCCAGGGAUCGAAGCGAAGGCAUCCGACGACAUAGAGGGCCAUGUACUAGAUCUGUUGUCGUUGGUUCAGACCGAACACCCGAAGACCAUUGACUGCGUGGCGUGGUGCAGUGUUCUAGUCAGGCGGUUGAAGUGCGUGUUCUCGGAUAGGCACUCCGCCUACUAUGCCGCCGGCAGUGCGAAGCCGAUACGAGUCCUCCGGGUCAACUAUCCAUCCGUCGCUAGCAACAAUGACAAUGAUGAGCGGGUGGCGCGAACUAUCUUCGCUGACAUUGCUGCCACGGUGGAAUGGAUAGUGCGUUGA